Trichosurus vulpecula (common brushtail) is the source of this 6402-nucleotide messenger RNA. It is a transcript of the gene TGFBR3, whose product is annotated as transforming growth factor beta receptor 3. The record is from RefSeq and is a predicted model, not a curated record. The transcript has 17 exons. Bases 373 to 2907 code for a protein of 844 amino acids. Lineage: Eukaryota; Metazoa; Chordata; Mammalia; Diprotodontia; Phalangeridae.
UCGGAGGCUGCGGGGCAGCUGGCGAGGGGCGCUUCUCCGCUCGUGACGAGUGACGCGGGGGCAGUGGCCCAUCUGGAGCCCGUCUUCCUGCGCGAUUCCCGCGGCUCCCAGUAGGAGGUGAGCGUUCCCAGGCUCGGGCCAGUGGCGUCGUAGGGCUGAGCUGGGAGCGGGCUGCCACAGGGCUCCCAUCGGCUCGGGCUCCCCUGCGCUGCAGCCUCUGGCUCUGGCUUUGACAGAUCGGGUCCGAGGCAAUUGAAGAGCUGGGAAGAGGUGAUUUCAAAGCCUUUUCUGAUUUUCAAAGGCAGCCUGUAACAGGAAGAACUAUAAACCAAGCUGACUGGGGAAGACUCUGGAUUUCACCAAGAGACCAAAAUGGCAUCUCAAUGGAUGGUCACCAUGUUGGGGUUGAUGAGCUGGUGUUUGGCGACAGCAGGUAGGUCAGGGCCCGUGCCUCGGACAGAAUGUGUGCUGUCCCCUGUCAACUCCUCACACCCUGUCCAAGCCCUGUUGGAGAGUUUCACCGUCCUGUCUGGCUGUGCAAGCCGGGGCACAACCAGUCUGCCUCAGGAGGUACAUAUCCUGAAUCUUCGGAAUCCUGACGAAGGACCUGGCCAGCCUGAGAGAGAGAUCACCCUGCACCUGAAACCCAUCUCAUCGGUGCACAUUCAUCAGAAGUCUGUCGUGUUCCUGCUCAACUCCCCUCAGCCUUUGGUCUGGAAGCUAAAGACUGAGAGGCUUGCUCCUGGGGUCCCCAGACUGUUCUUUGUAUCAGAAGGUUCUGCGGUCCAGUUUCCAGAAGGAAACUUCUCCCUAUCAGCAAAAACAGAAGAAAGAAGCUUUCCCCAUGGAAACGCUCAUUUGUUGCAGUGGGCCCAGAAGGAAUAUGGCGCAGUCACCUCUUUCACUGAACUCAAGAUAUCGAAGAACGUUUACAUCAAAGUGGGUGAAGAUCAAGUUUUUCCUCCCACUUGCAACAUUGAGAAGAAUUUUCUGUCCCUCAAUUAUCUUGCGGGCUAUCUUCAGCCAAAGAUGGCUGAGGGAUGUAUAAUGUCCAGCCUGCCUCACGGCCAGGAAGUACACAUCAUAGAAUUAAUCACACCCAACUCAAAUCCCUACAGCUCCUUCCAGGUGGACAUCGUAAUCGACAUCAGGCCAUUUCGAAAGGAGCCUGAGGUGGUCAAACAUCUUGUCCUUAUCUUAAAAUGCAAGAAGGCUGUCAAUUGGGUGAUCAAAUCUUAUGAUGUCAAAGGAAGCCUUAAAGUGAUUGCUCCGAAUAGCAUUGGCUUUGGGAAAGAAAGUGAACGAUCCAUGGCUAUGACCAAAUCUAUAAGAAAUGAUAUUCCUUCAACUCAAGAAAAUCUGGUCAAGUGGGCCUUCGAUAAUGGCUACAGCCCAGUGACGUCCUACACCAUGGCCCCAGUGGCUAAUCGAUUUCAUCUUUGGCUUGAGAAUAAUGAGGAGAUGAGUGACGAGGAAGAGCAUUCCACUCCCCCGGAGCUUCGGAUCCUCCUAGGAGGCAGCCCUCUGCCUUCCCCAGAGAACCCUUCCAUCCCAGGAGGAAGUUUUCCUUUUCCAUUCCCUCCCAUCCACAGGAAAGGGAGACACGAGGAGAAAGGAGAGGAUGGAUUCCCUCGGCCAAAGAAACCUUUCCAUCCCACCCUCCAGCUGUUUCCCAGCCCCAAGGAGCCCCAGGAGGCGCAAGGACAUGUGGACAUCGCCUUCUCUGUCACCUGCAAUGAUGAAAAGAUGCUUGUGGCUAUUGAAAAGGAUUCUCUGCAGGCUAACGGCUACAUGGGGACAGAACUGUCCCUGUCGGAUCCGACCUGCAAGGCCAAGAUGAAUGGAAGCCACUUCAUUCUGGAAUCAUCCCUGAAAGGCUGUGGCACACAGCAACGCCUGUCUGCUCCUGACGGCGUGGUUUAUUAUAACUCGAUUAUAAUGCAGGUAUCGGCCCCUGGGGACAGCAGCGGCUGGCCCACGGAUUACGAAGACCUGGAGUCGGGCAACAACGGUUUUCCAGGAGACGCGGAUGAAGGAGAUAGUUUCUUCAUGAGCAGGCCUGAAAUCGUCGUGUUUAAUUGCAGCCUGAGACAGACAGGUGCUCCGGACGUAUCCCAUCAGCCCCAGGUCCAGAACAUCACCUUCAACAUGGAGCUGUAUGAUACAGACCUCUUCCUGGUGCCCGUCUCAGGCAUCUUAGCAGUGGCAGAAAACGGGCACAUUUAUGUUGAGGUCUCCGUUACCAAGGCCGACCAAGAUGUGGGAUUUGCCAUCCAAACGUGCUUUAUCUCUCCGUACUCCAACUCUGACAGGAUGUCCGAUUACACUAUCAUAGAGAACAUUUGUCCUAAAGAUGAAUCUGUGAGAUUCUAUUCGCCCCAGAAGGCACACUUCUCUCGACUCCAUGCUCAGAUGGACAAAAAGAGAUUUAGCUUCAUGCUCAAACCCAUUUUUAACGCCUCGCUGCUCUUCCUGCAAUGUGAACUCACCUUGUGCACAAAGAAAGAAGACACCCACAGACUGCCGAAGUGCAUCCCUCCUGAUGAAGCCUGUACCUCUUUGGAUGUGAACAUGAUCUGGGCCAUGAUGCAGAAUAAAAGAACGUUCACCAAACCCCUGGUGGUCAUCUCUGGAGAAAAAAAUGAAGAUCCAACUAUUGCCAAUCCAAUAGGGAAAUCGCCACCGAUGUUACCCGGCCUGGACACACUGACUGUCAUGGGCAUCGCCUUUGCGGCUUUCGUGAUAGGAGCACUCCUGAUGGGCGCCUUGUGGUACAUCUACUCUCAUACGGGAGAGACGGCAGGAAGGCAGCAAGUCCCCACAUCCCCUCCCGCCUCAGAAAACAGCAGCGCUGCCCACAGCAUUGGCAGCACCCAGAGCACACCCUGCUCCAGCAGCACAACCUAACACCGUGGGCCAGCGGGAGAGCCAGAGAGCCUCACCAAGGAGGGCUGCGGUUCCGAGGGAUCGUCCAUUCGUUGAGGCUUGGUCCCCAAACCUGAAAGGUUGAAUUUGGUUCCCUUUGCAAAGAGAGAAGAGAUUUUAAUGUUAAAAAUCACCAGAUGUAUUCAUUCCCAUCUUCCCCCCUACCUUGGUCAUCAUGGUCUUUGGACCUCCCCUGACAUGUCAGGAUACAUGUAAAAAAACCAAAAACUCCUUGUCCCGCCAGACUGUAUCUCCUUGUAAGAGGAUUGGAAGCUUCUCAAUGUGAAACACACAUAACCAUGCUUUGUCUGUUAAAAAAAAAUCCCCUUCCUUGGGAUUUCCAACUUUUACCCUGAUUCAAGGAGUUGGUAAAGGGAUAGAAAUAUGAAAGAAUUAAGUAAGAUUGAUGUCACCAGAGGAUUCCUUUAAAGGAAAACCAAGACAUUUGAAGUUCUGGAUUUAAGUAGUUCAUAGCACCUUGUACACUGGGCUACAUCCAAGUAGAUACCUUUGUUGGAAUGAGUACCUUUUCCACGUUCUUACAUGCCCUGAAGCUUCACUUGUGUUUGUGUGUAGGUUCCUGCCUUUAGUAUCCACUUUAGGACCCAUAUCAAGGCAACAUUCCUUUACAUGUGCCCAGGGCCAGAACAACUCCAGGUGACCUACACAGACACACACACACACACACACACACACACACACACACACACACACAUGCGUGCUCAGACGGCAGCAAUAUUAUCUUACUGUAGAUUUGGCACGUGUUGUCCCUCCAAAUAGACUGUGACCAAGCUCUGCAGUUCCUAAUUGGUACAUCCUUCUGCCUUUGUGUUCCACUUAGGCUGGUAUCUACAUUAGGAAAGAAUUUGGCACUGGACCCCAUGGAGAGCUUGUCCCAUGAUAACACAUAUGAAUGCAUAGAGAUGCAUGGGUAUGAUAACUAUUCUGGCAGCGGUGUUUUUUUAGGUUGAGAAGAAAUGAGUUUAGUGGUACUCUUUGAAAAUGUUGUAGGACUUCCUAGUUGGAUCUUACUUGUAUGUAUAUUUUGGGCUCUACCCUUGCAAAAUAGGUCAAAACUUUGUAAGCCCAAUUUGUAUAUUAUACAUAUAUAUAUGUAUGUAUGUAUGUAUGUAUGUAUAUGUAUCAUUUAAAAAAAACCAAGAACAAAACCAGAAACUUUUUAAAGAUGCAAAUGCAUGGUAGUUUCUGUUAAACUACUGGUUAGUUAGCUGAAUUGACUCUGACAAAAGCUAUACCAAAAUAUGGAAGGAGGGUGCUUAUUCUGACCACUUCUAUUUGGCACCCUUGCUCUAAACACAUCCCAAACUUAAAACAACUGGGAGGUAAAUUUCAUGAAAUGAAAUUAUAUAAUGCAUCUGAAAUGUGCUUUACUGAUACCUCUGUGUUUGAUGAAAAAAAAAAUCCUCCAGAGGAAAUUUCUCAUGCCGAAUAAUUCACUGAUGGUGAUAGCUUCAUCACUAAUUCUGUAUUCAGCCACUUUCCAGAAUUCCCAAAGAAAUUAUUUAGAAUUCCCUAAGCAGGACAGACCACCUUCUACCGUCUCAGGCUCACCAGCCAAUCUCAUUUCCUCCAAAGCAAUAUGUGGUGUGCCUGAUUCUUCACCAGCAGGGUUCUAGACACCGAAUUCUAAGUAGCCGCCACAGACUUCAUGGCCGCCACUUGGCCAAAGCGGAAUGAGGCUUGGCAAUCCAGCAAAGUUAAUUCAGUCUGUUCAGAGGCUAUCAGAUCAAUUUAGCCCAAAUCAAUCUACUUUCUAUUGAAAUAACUAGUUUGACCAUUUAUUGAGAUGUUGAUCAAUGAAAAAAACAUAUAUUUGCCAGACUUGACCAGAAGCAUGGGUUAGCAGGGAAAUUUCUGCUUCUGGGGACUUUUUUUUUGUUUGUUUUUGUUAUAAAACACAUAGGCAUCAGAGUAGGGAAAUCUAAAAAAUAUGCUACCUGUGUUUGGGAAUAACGCGCUUUGCCUAACCUUCAGCUGAAUGUAUUGUUUUAGUAUAGUCUAUGUAUUAAAAAAAAAAUCUUAAAAGAUGUCUUCAAGGAAGACGAGUCUUUAAGUCACUUAUAACUAUAUUUUACUACAUAAAUUUGUGUAUAAAGAUAUAUUUAAAUGUUUUCGAUAAAUUUAGGUUACUCAGUAUGAAAUGUCUAAUUUCGAUUACUGUGAAUUCUUUUGUUCAACCCUUUUUUUUUUUGCUUCUUUUUAACCCUUUCUGUCAUUAAAAAAAACACAACCCAUUAGCUAUUCUCAUGGGAACUAUUAGAAAAUCCAUUUCUUAGAUGGACAGGGUUAAAACCUUUUGUAAGAUAUUUAAAUGUAUAUUUUUGAAAGAAAUAUGCUGCAUUACCAAUGAUUUUUAUUAAGAAUUUACUCUAAUUUUAAACUAAUUUACAGAUUUAUAUUUACAGACUGACAAACCAAAAAUUGCUAUUUGUUUUAAAAGAAAAAAAAUUGAAAAGAUGUUUUUGAAAUUUUUAGACUUAUAUUUCAGAUCUGUUUGAAUAUAUCCAUUUGGUCCUCCCCCCCAUCUGUGGGAUUAUUCACUUUGAGAAAUCUUAACUAAUGGACCAUUAGCAUAGCAGGUUAUUGAGGUGAUGACUGCUAUCAAAUAUUACUUCUGGGAUAUUUCUAUAAAACAAAACUUGCAGAGGCAGGUGUUCCCCACCCCCUCUCCCACCCUGCAGCCGACAACAGCCUUAGUCCAAGAAUGUACACGGCUCUCAUAGCACCAUUUCUAAUGGCUUCUUAAGUCACCCUUCUGAUACAAGCACAAAUCUUCAUUCUGUAAUAUUUACUGUAAAUUUCUCAUAAAGCUCUUCUGGGUUCUAUAUCAGCCAAAUAUUUCUACCCACAAUGCAUUGUACUUACUUUUUUUUUUAACUUAGAAAGCUUUCUUGGUUCAAAUACUGAGAUUCUGAGGUCAGUUGUUUUAGCCUGUUGGGUUCAAAUCUUGUCUGAGUAACAGAUGACAGCUCCUUGAACAACAUGGUGCUGGUCAAGUGUUACUCUCCAUUGUUGCAAGAAGUCCAGUGUUUCUCUGUUUUGCUACUUGGGAAGCAUUGACUAUGGGAAGGUGGUUGUCUGCUUGUCUCUUACCAUGAUUGUAAUCUCUGUGCCCUGAUUGUUUUCUGUGAUGUAUGUUGUACUAGUCUUUUCUGUAAUGUAUCUACCUCAGGGUUUGAAAGAAGAUAUGUACUGCUGGGCGUGCCAAAAGAGCACUUUUUGUUGGGUGACACAUGUGGGUGUGGGUGGAUGUGGAUGUGUGUGUGUGUGUGUGUGUGUGUGUGUGUGUGUGUGUGUGUGUGCUCACCAGCGCAUGUUUAAGUGUCAGUGUGUGUUUGUUGGUUUGUCCUGCAUGGGGGUCGUUUAUGAAAUUAACAGGUAUUUUGAGAAAAUGUUGGUCAGUUUCCACAUACAAUACAUCUCCAUCUCCCUCUCCCUCCCUCCCUCCCUCUCUCU